Porites lobata is the source of this 20781-nucleotide messenger RNA. Lineage: Eukaryota; Metazoa; Cnidaria; Anthozoa; Scleractinia; Poritidae. The record is from the annotation of a GenBank genome assembly.
AUGAGCAAUGCUUUUUCUAUUACAGAAGAUGAAAACAGCUACGAAGAGGAUGAGGAAGAAGAGAGUGGAAGCAAUGAAGAAGAGGAUUUCGAUAUAAGGGACUUUGUAGUCGCAGACGAAGGGAGGGGAAACGAAGACGAGGAGGAGGAGGAGGAGGAGGAGGAGGAGGAGGACUUUUCAAUGGAUAGAGCCUCCUCCAGGAAAAUUGAAGAAGAGGAUCCAGAGAAGCUGGAGGAAAAGCUAAAAAAGCUCGAGGAAGUUUUCUCCUGUGUACCGAGGGUUCUCAUUAAAAGAGUUCUUUGCCGCGAUGAUGUUAACGGAGACCUGAACUUGGCAAGUCAGAGAUUACAAGAAUUUCAGGAUAUGGAAAAUCCACGCGACCUUUUCAAAACCCCGACGAGUAAUCCGCCCACUGCCUGGGGUCCCUCGCCUGAACGGCCACAAUCAGAAAACAAGGGAGGUGAAAAAUGCGAAUCACAAGGCUAUCAGAAAAAAAGAAGGAGAGGAAGAAGGGGAGGGAGAAGAAAGAAGAACAAUGAAAAUCAAAACAAAACACAGGAAGAACAAGGAGAAAGGACACUGGGAAAUAGUUUCGACAGUUAUGAACCAAACGUAACGCGUGGGAACGAUCAUGGUAUAAGACAAGGAGGCCGAGUGUUCGGAGGAAGGCCAAGAGGAGGAUUUGGACCCAGAGGAGGGUUCUUCCAGGCACACGAAGAUUUCCAAGAAUACAAAGACGAUUUUCCCCAUGGAUUUCCAGUGAAUGACUACACGUUUCAGAACCAGAGGGGACGUGAUAACUGGAGAGGACGAUGGAAUCAACCAAAACCCCAACCCAAACCCAAGGGUCGUGGCCGCAGAGGACGCGAUGAAAACGUUUUGGAAAGCGAUUCGUUUUUCCAAGGCCAACCGCAUGUCUCUCAAAGGGGACGAGGAAGAGGUCAGUUUAGACGCGGACAAGGAGGCGGCGGCCAAGGUCCAUACUGGGGACGUGAACGAUCAGUCUCUCUGGCAGAUGAAAGAUACUAUGACGAGCUUGACCUUUCUGGUAGAGAGGGAAUUUAUCCAACUAGACGUGAACAAGGGAAUAGGGGGAGGUCUGGACCCAACAUUAAUAGAGGACGUGGCCAGUUAGGAUUAAGACGAACCCAGAGCCUUUCUAGUGGAAUGGAUGUUCAAGAUUCUCAUACAAACGACAAUACAGGAGAAGACGCAAAGUUUGAGCCAAAGAAACUGCUUAUUUGCGGGCUGAGUGAGUCGACGACACGAGACGGAGUUUUGAACUUUAUUGAGGCGAUGAGUGGUGAAGAGGUGGAGACAGUAGACAUGAGUAAAGGCAAAGCUCUGGUUACAAUGACUAAGGAUAUAACAAGUAAGUCCUGCUACUAAUAACAAAUGAGCCGUUUUCAGUUACGUGCAAACUGAAGUAAUUCAUUGGUAAGGUCAGCUAUGCAAUAAGCUUCUCAAGUUAAGUAAAUUCAGGCAACCGUGACUUAUCCUAUUUUGCUAGGCUUGAUUGGCAAUGGGUAGUUCGACGAUCAGGUCGUUCUGUGAUUGGUCAGUCAGUAAUUUCGUUGGCUUUAAAUUCACGGCCCCGCACUCAGCCAAGAACUAUGUUCUCUGCUGUGUACGAAACUUUCACACAGAGUUCUCAUUAUGCCGCUUCCCUACCUGUGAUAUAGCCACUGUUAUUGCUUUGGAUACUGUCCGAUAUAGAGAAAGAAGUCGGUCGACAACACUGUCAGUUUCCGCCGUUAUGCCUACGAAGCUGACUGGGGUUCAACUUUUCCGGCAUGCCGGCGGCAAAUACCUGGGAUGGCCCUUGCUACCAGCGGCGCAGUAGUCCCUUUCGUAUAUGGUCGCUGCCAUUUUUAAGACACGGAAAAAAAUGUUUGACCUGUUAUUGAAAGCGUUUCUAUUAAAAAGGAAGGAAUAUCGCAACCCAGGGUCAAACCUGGACCUCGAAACCGGACCUUUCGUAUCCUAAUCUCUCUCCUUUACCACUACACUACCACACCGACCCGCCAAAAUUCAAAAAAAAUUAAGUACAUACACUAGCAAACUGUCUUUCGUAACUGUUACAUCAGUUACAGAUGACCAUAAUUUUUAAGGUAAAUUUAACUUUGACUUCAAUGUCGUUCUUUCUAGGACUAUUCAAAAACGUAUUAUUUGUCUUAUUGUAGCUUAAUCCAAGGAAUAUAUUGCUACUAUCAUGACUAAAGGCUUGGUUACCAAUGGUGGCAUUGACCGUUAAAAAUGGCAAAGACCGUUUACGAAAGGGAAAUAGGAAUCGGCGGCGUAGGUGUCAGAAUAUGCAUCAAAGGCUGUAAUGGGGGCUAUCAGGUAGCAGGUAGGUUGGCGGUGCGGAAUAAUGAGAACCAGACUUUCGUGACAGAAACAGAUCCAACGGUCUCCGAUUUCCACGGAUCGAGGCGAAAUAUAUAAAAAAAAAACAGAAAUAGAACAUCAAUAACUUACUAGAGCUAAAGGGGUCUUCGACAAAGUUAACGAUCCUGCAACGUUUUUGUCCUUUUACUGUCAAAUUUGGUAAGAACCAAUUAAAACCCCCAGAAACUCUUGUUGCAAUAUUUCUUUUCGUGAGUAAAAGAAAAGUGCAUGGUGCUUUUGACUUCGUCGCUGGGAUUGUAUCGUCCAGUAUAGAAGACCAGGCAGAAAGUUGAACUUGAAGUUCUUCGGGCGUAGCUGCUUAAAAAUUGCGAGGCCCAUUUUCACCCGUAAAAACAACCAAAAUUACUAGUGAUUUAGUGGUGUAUUGCAAACCUCCUGCAGUUUAGACAAAUUUUUCCUGCAGCUGAGUGAUUCAUUUACUCAUAUUUAUAACCCCGGAAUAUUUUCUAGGCGGUAUGAGUGACUUAGCAACGACGCUAAACUCAUGAUCAGAAUAAUAUUUUACGUGGUGCAUCAUCAGAGGGCACAAUUGGAUGAGUGUUGAAUACCCAACUCUUUGAUAUAUUUACUAUUAUAAAAUAACUCAGAUAGUACUGGCCUUCUUAUUGGUUAAAAACCUAUGGUGUGCCGGUAAACUCAUAGAAAAGAGAAACAUGUUUUAAAGUUAUUUUAUAAAAUCAUUAGACCACAUUUUCUAUGGGUUUACAGGCGUGAUAACCCACUUGGGAUGAUGGGAGAACACGAGAAAAGCUUGUAAAUCACCGGAGCCGAAACCUCCAAAAUCGUCUAUUUUACUCCUGAGACUACUCAAUCGUUAAGCAGGUAUACAAGCAGCGGGCGUUUUUGAUAUACUUUUCCAUCAAGCUUUUUUUGCCUAUUACUUCGUGGAAAAUCAGUCAUAAUAUUAUAUUCUAGUAAUUUUACAUCUGAGCGACUCAAUUUCGAAUUGAAUUAAGGCAGAUUUUUCUUACCAUUUACUCAUUAGAUUUUCGUAAAAUCAAGGAGAAGGGUGAAAAGAGGGGAAUGGACUCCGCCCGGGUCACAAUCCAACAAGUUCCUGUGUGCAGGAGCAUUCUCGUCAGCGGCAUUUCAGAGAACACCACCCAAGAUGCCAUUGAGCUGUGCUUUGAGAGUCCAAGGAACAAUGGUGGUCCUGUGGAGACAGUGAGGUUUAAGCCUGAAAGUGAUCGAGCUGUGGUAGUGUUUCAGAAUUCAACAGGUCAGAAUUCAAACGCCCCAUUAAUGCUCGUUGUCCUUUUUUAUUUAAAAUGGAGAAAACUACUACGUACACUGUGUCCUUCUGCUUUCUGGUAUAUGGAUGCCGAACCAGUUUUGAUAUUCUUAUGACAAAAGUUAAUAUGCGCAAAUACACUCACAAAAAAAACCUGGCCGUAGAGCGCCGCAUUUCUGGAAUUUUUAGCUAAGUACCCAAAAAGACUUUCUUUGCUUUUUACAAACCAGUUUUCGAGCGAGUCAUUGUUUAAUCUUUGACCUUUUCAUUAACAGAUAUGGAAAGAGUCUUAGCUAGACAGAAUGAAAGGCUACUUGUUUUAAAUAAAGCUGAACUCACUGUCAGAAUCUUUAACGAUUUACUGGAGAAUGACGAUGACGCUGCAUUUGACGUUUUGGGUGACAAGCAAAAGGAUGCAGAGGACAGCCAUAGCACAUCAGCGAACAAGCGGUCUGAAGCGAAAGCACAGAAGCUUCACAUGGCUGUGGACCCGGAUGUGAUGGAAUACGUCACAACUACGUCACUCCAUGACCAACUUAAAAUAACGUUGGCUACGAAGACGUGUGAAAUUAAUUGGAAGCUAAACAACAAAACAGCCGUUCUAUUUUACCGCGGACAAGAUAAAAGUGAUUUGUGGCAGUCUGAGUGUAUUGAGGAGGUACAAACUUGGCUUGCUAAAUUUACAAAGCAAGAUGUUCAAGUGAACAAGGAUUUCUGGGAAGCCGUGAAAGCUCAGUUAGCAGACAUUCGCGCCUGUUUCGGUGUUGAGCCUCCGUUGGUUAAAAUUAUGCAUGAUUCUUUCGUGGUAAGAAUUGUUUCCCUGAGUUCGGAUGCAGAAGAUUUGCAAAAGAAAUUAAAAGCAAAAUUAGAGGACAUAUACCGGAAGGAAACCAGAAAAAUGUAUUUGAAGAAAAAGGAAGUAGUUCCUGUAGAACAUUUAAUUUUGUUAAAAAAGAUCCGCUUUGUGGAAAAACUUCAAGAAAAAAACAAAGAACUGGAGAUAAAAAUAGACACUGAAGCGGAGGAAAUCUAUUUUGAAGGCCCACAACCACAGUUCCUGGAAGCGACCAUGAAAUUUCACAAACAAUAUUCGGGCAUGGUUGAAAAGAAAUUAAGCCUGUCAAAAAACUUUGUGGAAAUUUUGUCUUUAGAUGAAGGGCUGGAGAAAGUCAAACGUGAAUUAGAAAAAAACAACGUGGAGGCUGUUUUCGUGAUCGAUAGCGAGGCUCGGAUCAUAGGCACGUCAGCUGCGCAUGCAGACAAGGCUGCCAGUCUUGUUAGUAAGAUGACAUCAGAAGAAAAAGUUCGAGUGGAUGCCAACAGUCAGCAUCUUUUAAAAACUACAGAAUGGCGCCAACUAUGUGAGCAACUCAACACUAUCUCAACUGUCCGGAUUUAUCGGAACAACUGGAAUGACACCUACGUAUCCGGGUUCAGAGAAGAUGUGCAUGAAGCAAUAAAAACGCUAACUACGUACCUAGAUGAUAACUGUAUCCGAGAAGAGCAAAUGAAAUGUUCUUCUAAGUUAGUCCGAAAAUAUCUCUCUGAGCUUCGUCAAGAUGACUUGUCUUCAAUUGAAGUUCAACUCAAGGACUAUGAAGUCAAGAUUCAAACAGGAAGAGGUGAUGAUGAAUUUGUCAUUGGGGGAAACAAAGAGGGGAUAAAACGAGCGAAAAGAAAGCUUCAAGCCCUUGCAGAUAGUACGGAAUGCGAGAUUUUCAACGUGAAACAGCCAGGACUUAAGAAACUUUUUGUCAGCGGAAACGGCGAUUCGCUUGUGGCAAAUGAGGCGAAAAAUCACGCAUGUGUUAUCCAGGUCCAGAAGCAAUUUGACGUGCAGACUCCUGUCAAAAGACCUGAUUCAUCAAACGACGAUGACGAUGAUGAUAGUGAUAUAGAGGAAGAGGAUAUGGCGGCUGCAGCUAGCAGCGUUGACUCUUCCACCCUUGUAAUGGGAAGUGGGCACAAAAUUUCGUGGAAACCAGGGAACAUCGAGGCGCAGCAGGUAUGUUCGGUGUUCCAUAUGCUAGUAUAAAGUAUAGGUUAUUUCACUGGGCUGUUUGAGUUAAAAAGGAACGAAUUGUCCUUUGAUGUAAAAAGCAAACGAAGUCUCUUUUUCGUCAUAACGAGCCGCACCGUCUUAAUUAGCAACCAAAAAAAUUUUGUUUAUCAAGCUGAGAUAGGGGACUAAAAGUCCCCUAUCUCAGCUGGAUACUCAGAAGCUUGUAACAUUCACUAUUCCAUUUAUCUCUGAUCAUAUUUCCCAUCUAAUACGAUAGAGGCGUCAAUUUUCGCGCCAUCAUGUCAUCAUUCUAGGGCGAGAAAUUUAAUUAAAGCGCGGCAUUCAACAAAUGCACGGCUCAAGUUUCGGCUAAAAUUAUUCAGUGCCGUCAAAGAAAAAAGCAUAUUAUUAAGGUCUGCGUAUAAAGUCGAUCACAUUGCUAACACAGACAAAAACGCUUAAAUAUCUCCUACAAAAUGAACGGCUGAGUUUGUUUUUUCUACGGGUCAAACUGCCACUAUAUAUCCCAGAAACGCUCAGGCAUAAUAAUAUGCCAGGACUUCUACCUGGAUGAACCAGAAAGGAUAUAGAACAACUACCUAUCUUUUUUUCUUUUUACGGCUACGGGUCGAAAUGCUAAACGUGUUAUAUAUCCUAGAAGCGCUCAGGCAUAAUGAUAUCAUGCCAGGACUUCUACCUGGAUGAACCAGAAAGGAUAUAGAACAACUACCUAAUUGUUUUUUACGGCUACGGGUUGAAAUGCUAAACGUGUUAUAUAUCCUAGAAGCGCUCAGGCAUAAUAAUAUGCCAGGACUUCUACCUGGAUGAACCAGAAAGGAUAUAGAACAACUGCCUAAAUUUUUUUUAACGGCUACGGGUCGAAAUGCUAAACGUGUUAUAUAUCCUAGAAGCGCUCAGGCAUAAUGAUAUCAUGCCAGGACUUCUACCUGGAUGAACCAGAAAGGAUAUAGAACAACUGCCUAAAUUUUUUUUUUACGGCUACGGGUCGAAAUGCUAAACGUGUUAUAUAUCCUAGAAGCGCUCAGGCAUAAUGAUAUCAUGCCAGGACUUCUACCUGGGUGAACCAGAAAGGAUAUAGAACAACUGCCUAAAUUUUUUUACGGCUACGGGUCGAAAUGCUAAACGUGUUAUAUAUCCUAGAAGCGCUCAGGCAUAAUGAUAUCAUGCCAGGACUUCUACCUGGAUGAACCAGAAAGGAUAUAGAACAACUGCCUAAAUUUUUUUUACGGCUACGGGUCGAAAUGCUAAACGUGUUAUAUAUCCUAGAAGCGCUCAGGCAUAAUUAUAUCAUGCCAGGACUUCUACCUGGGUGAACCAGAAAGGAUAUAGAACAACUACCUAAUUGUUUUUUUACGGCUACGGGUUGAAAUGCUAAACGUGUUAUAUAUCCUAGAAGCGCUCAGGCAUAAUAAUAUGCCAGGACUUCUACCUGGAUGAACCAGAAAGGAUAUAGAACAACUGCCUAAAUUUUUUUUUUACGGCUACGGGUCGAAAUGCUAAACGUGUUAUAUAUCCUAGAAGCGCUCAGGCAUAAUGAUAUCAUGCCAGGACUUCUACCUGGAUGAACCAGAAAGGAUAUAGAACAACUGCCUAAAUUGUUUUUUACGGCUACGGGUCGAAAUGCUAAACGUGUUAUAUAUCCUAGAAGCGCUCAGGCAUAAUGAUAUCAUGCCAGGACUUCUACCUGGGUGAACCAGAAAGGAUAUAGAACAACUGCCUAAAUUUUUUUUUACGGCUACAGGUCGAAAUGCUAAACGUAUAUAUCCUAGAUCAGGCAUAUGCCAGGACUUCUACCUGGAUGAACCAGAAAGGAUAUAGAACAACUGCCUAAAUUUUUUUUUUUAUAACGGCUACGGGUUGAAAUGCUAAACGUGUUAUAUAUCCUAGAAGCGCUCAGGCAUAAUGAUAUCAUGCCAGGACUUCUACCUGGAUGAACCAGAAAGGAUAUAGAACAACUGCCUAAAUUUUUUUUAAAAUGCGUGCCUACGCUCAGGCAUAACAAUAUGCCAGGACUUCUACCUGGAUGAACCAGAAAGGAUAUAUAACAACUGCCUAAAUUUUUUUUUAACGGCUACGGGUCGAAAUUAAACGUGUUAUAUAUCCUAGAAGCGCUCAGGCAUAAUGAUAUCAUGCCAGGACUUCUACCUGGACGAACCAGAAAGGAUAUAGAACAACUGCCUAAAUUUUUUUUACGGCUACGGGUCGAAAUGCUAAACGUGUUAUAUAUCCUAGAAGCGCUCAGGCAUAAUGAUAUCAUGCCAGGACUUCUACCUGGGUGAACCAGAAAGGAUAUAGAACAACUACCUAAUUGUUUUUUACGGCUACGGGUUGAAAUGCUAAACGUGUUAUAUAUCCUAGAAGCGCUCAUGCAUAAUAAUAUGCCAGGACUUCUACCUGGAUGAACCAGAAAGGAUAUAGAACAACUGCCUAAAUUUUUUUUAACGGCUACUGGUCGAAAUGCUAAACGUGUUAUAUAUCCUAGAAGCGCUCAGGCAUAAUGAUAUCAUGCCAGGACUUCUACCUGGAUGAACCAGAAAGGAUAUAGAACAACUGCCUAAUUGUUUUUUACGGCUACGGGUUUAAAUGCUAAACGUGUUAUAUCCUAGAAGCGCUCAGGCAUAAUAAUAUGCCAGGACUUCUACCUGGAUGAACCAGAAAGGAUAUAGAACAACUGUCUAAUUGUUUUUUACGGCUACGGGUUUAAAUGCUAAACGUGUUAUAUCCUAGAAGCGCUCAGGCAUAAUAAUAUGCCAGGACUUCUACCUGGAUGAACCAGAAAGGAUAUAGAACAACUGCCUAAAUUUUUUUUUACGGCUACGGGUCGAAAUGCUAAACGUGUUAUAUAUCCUAGAAGCGCUCAGGCAUAAUGAUAUCAUGCCAGGACUUCUACCUGGAUGAACCAGAAAGGAUAUAGAACAACUGCCUAAAUUUUUUUUUUUACGGCUACGGGUCGAAAUGCUAAACGUGUUAUAUAUCCUAGAAGCGCUCAGGCAUAAUGAUAUCAUGCCAGGACUUCUACCUGGGUGAACCAGAAAGGAUAUAGAACAACUACCUAAUUGUUUUUUACGGCUACGGGUUGAAAUGCUAAACGUGUUAUAUAUCCUAGAAGCGCUCAGGCAUAAUAAUAUGCCAGGACUUCUACCUGGAUGAACUAGAAAGGAUAUAGAACAACUGCCUAAAUUUUUUUUAACGGCUACGGGUUGAAAUGCUAAACGUGUUAUAUAUCCUAGAAGCGCUCAGGCAUAAUGAUAUCAUGCCAGGACUUCUACCUGGAUGAACCAGAAAGGAUAUAGAACAACUGCCUAAUUGUUUUUUACGGCUACGGGUUGAAAUGCUAAACGUGUUAUAUAUCCUAGAAGCGCUCAGGCAUAACAAUAUGCCAGGACUUCUACCUGGAUGAACCAGAAAGGAUAUAGAACAACUGCCUAAAUUUUUUUUUACGGCUACGGGUCGAAAUUCUAAACGUGUUAUAUAUCCUAGAAGCGCUCAGGCAUAAUGAUAUCAUGCCAGGACUUCUACCUGGAUGAACCAGAAAGGAUAUAGAACAACUGCCUAAAUUUUUUUUUUACGGCUACGGGUCGAAAUGCUAAACGUGUUAUAUAUCCUAGAAGCGCUCAGGCAUAAUGAUAUCAUGCCAGGACUUCUACCUGGGUGAACCAGAAAGGAUAUAGAACAACUGCCUUUUUUUUCUACUCGUCGAAGUUCUAAACGUGUUAUUCUUAGAAGCGCUCAGGCUUAAUAAUAUGCCAGGUUUCCAGCGACUGAUUUUAGCUGAUUUUGCGGUGCGCAAGAAUGGAUAAUUUACCCGACUUGUAAACAGAUAUUUCCUUCAGCCGAUUGUGUCUCAUGCAGGAGAAUGUCAUGUCUGCGUUGUUUUGUUUCUACUGAAGUUUUAUCAAAGAAAGCUUAAGCGAAAAUAGGGAUAUCGCAAUUUAUACUCUUACGAACUAUAAAUUAGGGCUGACCUGGAAGACGCGUUGAAUUGUGCCGCCAUCCUUCAAAAUAUAACCUGGCUGCGUUUAGGGAGACAAUUUCCUCUUCCAUCCAGAUUUACUUGGUAUAUGUGUUUGCGCGAAUCUUCAGACAAAGAAUUGGGUAUACACUGAUUCGAAUGGCUUGGCGAUACUAAGUGCUUAAGUCUACUUACCGAUUACAACAUGUUUUGGAAGUAUUGAGAAGCGCGCCAAACGAAGUUGUCACAGCGUUCUCGAGCGAACACGGCGCGACCUGGAUUGAUAAAAAUUACCAUUACAUGCAGGUAUCAUGCCAGUGAUAUCUCCUUUCGUCGCAUAGUAAAUAGUUUGUGAGCACAUCCUCGACUCUCGAAACAUUUGUCUUGCGCCGCUAUAGAAGUUGCUUCUCCCGCGAACCAUAGGUAGAUUUCCCGCUUAACAUAAUGUUUGAUAAUUUAUGCAAAAGUUGACCUCGUGAAAGUCAGCAGUGCAUUAAUCGACUCAAAAAUAAACAGACUUCCUAAAGGGUUUUGAACACGGUUUUAAUUAAAGUACUUUACGAGCGCUGCGGUAGUUGACCGCAAAAGUGUUACGGUGAUGGAUACUCAACGGGAUGAUUACGUCACUUCAUAGCAACCAGACGGUACGAAUUUUUUAACUUCCGAAGCGCUGAGGCUCGUAGUGUUGCCACGUUGAAAGCUCUGUUCUGUUGUAAACAUAAAUUGUUCUUCCUUACAGAAUGCAACGAUGCCCUUUUUAGCAAAUCACAGGCAAUAACAAAACUUCUGGUAAACCAGCUGAUUGAAACACGUUCUUUUCGGUUCAUGAUGGUUGUUUCCUUCAGAACCUUUUUGAUAGAUCUAUCUGCUGCCGACUUUCGUAACGCAACCAAUUGUUUCCCAGCGAAAUGACGUCUGAGGAUCGACCACAGAAAUUCUAAACUGUGUAAUUGUCACUGCCAAGAUCUGGAUAGAGAAUUUGAUUGGAUGAAGCAAAUUUUCAUCCAAUCGGAGGCACUACCAAGAUAUGGUUAGUGACGCAUCAACACUAUGUAAUUUUUGUGCUCGUUUCUCCGACGUCAUUCCGCGAUUGAUUAUCAAACGUCGCCUUUUUCCUCAGGGCUUAUCUGCGUGCCGUCGUCACUUGUGUGUUUGUUAUGAAAACUCUUAAAUUUGUCUUUUUUCAUAUAAUUAUUGCAUUUAAUUUAAUUAGCUAUCUUAUAUACCCCCUCAUCUUAUAUACAUUAUAGUUACACUGCUUGUAUAACACAGAACAGCCAUUUAUGACUCAUCAUGGACUAAGGCAAACCAUUUAGCAACAAUUUGCACGUUACCAUAUACUACCAGAAAAAGGAGUGGGUUGACUCUAUUAAAACGACUUUUUUGGGUUGGGUGUGCCGCUGAAUCCUGGAGUCCUCAGCCUUUUCCACGCCAUAGGCAGCUAUAUAAGUUUCAUUUCCUAAAUUAUGGACCAGCAAUUUUCCAAUAACGAUAUCCCAUUCUAGGGCAAAAUCCUCUGAUUUUUAUACCAUAUUUCGAACUAAACUGCUUGAAAUUACAAUUGUACAAUUCAGAAGGCAACACAUCUAUAUAUGCUAAAUAUUGCGGUAAUGUUCAUGGUAUUGUCUCUAGGCUAAAACUUCUAUCAGUGAAAGGUUCAGUAAUACAGUAACUAUGGCCAAACCAAAAGUAAUCACUUUCUCCACCGAUCAACAGAUAAAGACAAUCCAGUGCUUCCAAGGAAACAUGCCUGCUUAAGUCACAAUUAUAUUAGUGAAUUAUCUUGAAUGUCUUAAGCAAAUGGCCCUUGAAUUUUAUCUUACUUGUACCACAAAGCAUGGUAGUGCAAAACUAGAGCAAAGACAGAUGCCCAACAUUCAAUGAUAUCGCAGAGCUUCUUAUUCAAACCUUCAUAAAGUCUUUCUUCGACUUUAAUUACAGGCCACAAUUUUGGUCAGUUCACAAGGUGCAUGCGCCCAAGCGAUCGCCAAUGCAGGUGGGCAGGCAAUGAGGCAAAACUUGGUAACUCCAAACGCUGGUGAAAUAACAGUUACUCCUGGAUAUAAUUUGGCCUGUCUUCACGUGAUCCAUACAAACUGUUCCCAGUGGCAUGGUGGAACGGGGAAGCAGGUAAGGGAUAAUUGGAACACUUUGAUAUUCUAAUGAGCAUUGUCAGGCAUCCUAUCCAAAAAGGCACAGAGCGAACACGAAUUAUGAGCUGUCAAAUUUCGCGGGUAACACCCUUUCUGGAAUGUUGAAGAAAAAGUUAUAUCGUCAGUAAGGGAGGCUUGCUUAAGUGGCACAUUCCUAAUUCUUCCUUUUCUGGAAAAUUCUGUUCGGCACGUAUCACAUAAGGGCGGAUUUAAGAGUGGUGCCAGGGGGCCCCGGCCCAUCCCUUUUGUGGUUUAUUAAUUAUUUCAGCAUUACAGGUUCAAUAUGGAAUCCAGGCAUUUGCUAAAAUUAAGCGUCCAGAAUGCACUAGAUUGUAUCUCAGCUUCUUAAAAUCUUAUUGAGCAAUCACUUCAAUCUCAAACAUCUUCCCGGAGGAGCAUGAGCCCGAAACUCCCUCGAAAAUUGCGCCGUUCACAGUCCUUCUGGGCGCUAUGGCGCCAAUAUUGCUAUUGUAUACUGUAUCUUUAGGCCCCCUCUAUCACAAAAUCCUUGGUCCGCCCCUGUCUUAUUUGACAAUUUCACGCCAGCUUAGAACUAGAUUUUCACUACUUGCUACUUACGAAACACUAAGGAAACUGCACUGAGUUAACUUUCGCAAAGACUUCUGGGGCUGUUACUACAGACAGUGAAAAGAUUGUCCAAUAGCUGACGGUGCGUCCUUAGUAACAAUUGCGUUGUUCCAGUCCCCUUCUCGUUUCUAAAGUGGCGAAUAGGUGGUUGAGAUGAUGUUAACCAAUGAACUCCUUAAGGGUAGUUGUACCGUUUUUUUCUGUUAGUUUGUCCAUACAAAACCAAUUAUUAUCAAUCGUGCAAGUCAUAUUCAUCAUGUUUUAUUCAAGGUCCUACGAGGCAUUGUCCAAAAGUGUCUUCAGAAGGCCGAUGAACUCGGAGGGACAUCAAUAGCAUUUCCAGUCAUAGGCACUGGAAACCUCAAUUUUCCUCCAGACGCAGCUUCCAGGAUCAUGUUGGAAGAAACCAUCAACUUUUGUCAAACUAAUCCGUCAUCUGUGGUGAGAGAUAUUCGAUUUGCCGUGUUUCAGCAAAAUCAGGCACUAACCACUGCCUUUGCCCAAGAGGUUGCUACAUUGCAAUCCAAGUACAGUGUUGGUCCUGGAUACACUAUGGGUGGUCCAGUCCAUCAGAACCCAGCAAGGCCAGCCGUCGGUGUUAGUGUGGAAGUUUUGCAAGGAAAUUUGUGCCAGGAGGCAACAGAUGUCAUUGUUAACCUCAACAGCAAAGAUAUGAAUAUGGACAGCGCCGGGGCAUUGAGCAAGGCGGUGAAACAGGCCGCUGGUCAAGUUGUUCAGGACGAGUGCUAUCAACUGGGACAUCAAACAGGUGGGUCAGUGGUGGUUACCAGUGGUGGAAAUCUAAAGGCCCGUCAUAUCAUACAUUUGAUACCAGAUACUGCCGACAAAAAUCACUUGCAACAAUGCGUGGAAAAGUGUCUUGGUGUGGCAGAGGCUCGUGGUUUUCAGUCCAUCUCAUUUCCAGCGGUAGGAACGGGAUCUUUUCACAUGUCAGCGGCUGAUUCAGCCAGCCUAAUAUUUCAAGCUCUCAGUAAUUGUAGUGCUCGUUUCAACGUCAUCAAAAAAGUUAGAAUCGUGGUGUUCCAAGCGCCUAUGCUUCAGUCAUUCCAACGAGAACAGCAGCGUCAUCCGCUGUAUUCUAAUCAGGGCCAUGUCAUUAAACCUAUGGCCAGGCAGGGCCUAGCCUAUCCACGUGCUAGUAGGCAGAGAGGCUUGGAUAUUAAGGUAGUAAGUGGUGAUUUAACAAAAGAAAACACAGACGUAAUAAUGAACAUUAUCAGCACCGAUAUGAACAUGAGCAACGCUGGUGAUCUAAGCAAAGCCAUCUUAACAGCCGGUGGCCCUCAGAUUCAACAAGAAUGCAGCCAAUAUGGUACUCAAACUGCUGGGACAGCGGUGAUGACUAGUAGCGGAAAUUUAGCAGUACCCAAUAUAAUCCACAUUAUUCCAGGUAUUGUUAGGUUUUCUUUAUUUGAUCGUAUUACGAAGGAAAUAUGGUCUCAAAUGGACCCUGUAACGUAUUGUUGACCUUUAAACUGUUUAGAAAUGCUAAAAUCAGCUCCCUUAUUAUAAAGGAAUUUAUUAUAAAGUGACGAGUAAUUAUUCCUCUCUCCAGUGUAACCGUUACAAAAGAAGUUGCCUGUGGAGAAGGCUGUUGGCGAGGAUAGUAGGGCGAUCGAAACACUCGAGUGCGCAUGUGAAAAUUGGGCCUCAUAAGGAAGGUAGCCGACAGAGGGAAGAGAGGAUUAAUAGAAACCCUUGAGAUACAAUUGUAAUGCCAUUCUUAAUGCUCUUGAGUGUAAAAUAAAUUCAAAGCAGAUGUCAAUUUUUGUUCGUUGUUAAAUGUCAAACCUAUUUUAAUUUUUUUUCUCGCAGGCUCCCAAGAUAAACAGCAUCUUCAGACGUGUUUGGAAGCUGGCCUUCGUCUGGCAGAUCAAUACAACCUUCAAACAAUAUCAAUUCCAUGUGUAGGCACUGGUGGAUUUGGUCUGACGGCAGCGGACUCGGCUCAGGUAACAUUCCAAGCUCUCAGCUCCUUAAGAAGUUGUCAAAGCCUUCGCAACGUACGUGUCGUGGUCUUUCAAGCUCAUAUGGUUCAGGAAUUUUUGUUAGCGCAACAGAGACAGGCAAUGCAGGAUAUGGAUAAAAGGGAGAGUGACUACACUGCAGAUGGUGAAGUUGCUGAGCAGCCCAGAAUUGCUAGGCAAAGAAGAAAUACCGCAACUACUUUGAGUUCUAUAGGCGACCAUUCUGUGAAAAUCUUCGUGGUAGGGAAGGAUAAAGGAAGCGUCAGUAAAGCGGUAGACGCUUUGAAGAAACGUUUCUCUGAAUCUUGCACUACUCAAAAAGUCGAAAAUGAAACCGUCAGCAAACUGUCGCCAAAGCAGGUUAACACUCUAAGAAAGAAGGCCAAAGAACGUGACGUCAGACUCGAAAUUGAGGUUGAUGUUGAUCGCAUUGUGGUGAAGGGUGGCCCAGUUGAAGUGCCUGGCAUGGUCGGGAAGAUUUGGGAGGAGAUUAACCAGAGAAAUAAGAAGAUACAGGAGGAGGAGCAGGCGAUGAUAGUUUCAAAGAACGUAGAAUGGAGUUAUGAAAUCUACGGGACGAAGAAGGUGUUUAGCCCCAAGGCAAACGGAAAGCUUGAAAUGGCGUUGGUCAGGGAACAACCACAAGUGCAAGUAUCUUUGCCAUCUGAUAAAUUUGUCAUUGAUGUAACAGCUAAAACUGGCUGCGGACAGCGGAACGGUGAAGCAAUUACACUUUUCAGAAAGGUCAAGGGAGCUGACGAAGGUUAGUGCAUACUCAACGGUUUUUAAUUACGAAAAGUAAUCUGAGAUAACUGUCACAGUAAGCGGACUAUGUGAUACACUGUUUACACAGUGAACUGAUAUGAUCUUUUAAUUUGAUACCGAAGUCACCAAAGGCAGACAACUGAACCAAUAGUGGCCGAGAUACUCGAAUGCCUGUCUCAGGCGUUCUGAUAGUGCAUGGAGGCGGCGCAAAGAGAAGUGGGCGAGACAAAUAUGCGCCACUUUCCACCAUCUGAAUGCCUAUAACAGGCCAUUUACUAAAUCGCGCCUAAUCUUCCAAGGGGCUACUUACAUGGAGGGUGGAAGGUCCUACAACCAGGAUCAGGGAGAUCCUAGAAGAUGGAUCAUCCUAGCGCCAUAUGUUUUCUGUAUUGGGUUUACAUACAAAGGGGACUAAGCAUUAUACUUGUUCCAGGGACUAGUGUCUUCGUUGCUGAGAAAAAGGAAGAUUCUGUAUGUAGACUGUUUUCGCAAGGAAGAUCCUAAUACCAGGGGCAAACCGGCCUAAAAUGGCGGCGGGUCGUUCAGUGGGUAAUCAUACCAAUUAAGCUGACAAUUUUGUUUGGCGUUACCACGAGCUGAUGAUUGUAAUGAUUCUGUCCGUUGCUGCUAAAAGGUAGUUAUUUACGCUAAUAAAGAGAGCAGAAGGGCCGAAAUUGCAUGUUUAAUUUGUUAUUUUUGCCAGUCAUUUUUACUUGGUUACCUUACGGACCGAAAUUUCUACACGUAAACCCGACGAAAAAGUCGUUUCGCCUUCCAGGAACUUAUAUAACAGCUCCAAGGUGGCAUUAGACCACGUAGCAAAUCUUGGAGAGUGACGAACGGCUUAUCACCAGGGUUUUACUCUUGAGAUACAGUGAGUUGAAGGGAGAAUGCUCUCCACAACAACAAAAACCCACCUUAAUUUUCACGGACGUCCAAUCCAACUGAAGACAAUGGGGGGUUCCAGGCGAACUUUACGUGGACCUAAUCAUUGUCAAUUGACUCCGUAAGAUUACAAUCAAAGGGUUUUCCAGUCCCCCUGGGGAAUAAAAUACACAUGUUUAGGACACCAAGGUUUGCAGGUUCCUGCACUGUAAUUUUCCAAUUAAAGCCAUUUUUACAUUGCUCUUACGAACAACGGCCACAUUGAACACAUCCUAAAUCAGUAAUUAACUUCAGUUUCCAACAGUAAGGAAAACUAAAAGCGACUUAUUUAUUCCUCCAAGGAAUUUCUCUUCCAAGCACGUGGUCUCCAAUGCCACGCUCUGAUAUGACAGUACACACUGUGACUCUCAACGCAGGCUCCUCUGAGUACCAAAAUGUCGCGAGAAAAUUUCAAUCAACCGCAGGCGGGGUGCAGAUUCAGAAAAUCGAGCGUCUUCAGAAUCCCCACCUUUACAAGCAAUACAUGGUGAGAAAGCAGAAAAUGGACAAAGAUAACGGAGGGAACAACGAACGAGAGCUGUUCCAUGGAACCGACGCUAAAAAUAUACGUGCAAUAAACACACAGGGGUUCAACAGGAGUUUUACUGGGUUAGCACAUGGUAAGUUAUAAAAGGGUUUGUUUCAAGGAGGCUGGAGGCUAAUCAAAACACGCUUAUUACACAAGUUGAUUUUUUCUCGCGAGCCAAACUCUCCUCUGUUUCCCCAAAUUUUUCUACAUUUAAUAGCGGUUCCAUAUUUAGAAUUAAGUAGCACCCGUAAUAGUGCGAAGGGUAACGUCAAUUCGAAAUUUACGAUUUGUGUUUGACGCAUAAUUUAACAACAAGAAAUUAAAUGUAGCAACUCUUGUUCUUCAGAUAAGAUAAAAUAUAGAUAAUAAGUGAACAGUUAGGAAUUCUAACCUUCUUUUAUGACUAGUCAAACUGUUAUCUUUGGUCACGAUGCUUGUACUUACUAGAAUUUACCUUAGAAGGCUACGGGCUGAUCUUGUGAUCAGUCGUUAGAUGACCAUUUUGAUAAGUUCUGAAUAGGCGAAGGGACGUCCAAAAUAGGGAUGUCGGCUUGUUACGUUUAGUGAAGGGAUGUCGACGGUUAGUUACGUUUUUUAAUUACGGGUAUAAGUAAAAAAUGGCGGUCUUUGAUGAAGUUUGUCGUUAAAUACUUAACAAUUAUUCCAAGAGGGCGCGUUGGAUAUGAGAUGAUAGAUAGCCAACAAGGCGCGUAGCGCCGAGUUGGCUAUAAUCAUGUCAUAUCCAACAAGCGCGAGUGGAAUAAUUGUUUUAUUAAAAACGCCCACAAAAUCUCGUUGAAUCUCCCCGACUAGAACAAACCGGAAAAGACAAGGGACUUCCGCUAUUCACAUGUCACACGUCUAUCAAAACUGUCAACGCGCGAACGGACUCGCCUGGACUGCAUGAAUGAAAAAGCAAAACAUUGUAGCGAUGAACAUUAGUUUUUUAAAAACUCAUCGGAAUUCUAGGAUUUUACACAGCAGAACAGCUAAAAAAUCCUGGCAGAUAAUGUGGAGCAAAAUAAUUUUUAAGUGACAGCCGUCGAAAUUACUGUGAAUUUGGAUUUUCGGUGCAGUUAUAAAAGUAAGAACGACGGAGAAAAACUAUUACCUCGGUCGCUUGUUCUGAAGUUGUUUGAAGACACAAGCUGGUUUUGCUGAAUGAGAAAAGAAGUUAUACUGCCGCCUCGAUUGCUCUCGUGAAUGGCUGCAUAACCUGUAUUUGUAGCUGGUUACUUGUGAUUUAUAUUCUUGAUGUCGGAUAAACAAGCCGCAGUUAUCUAUCGGCGAGUGACUCGAUCGGCGAAUGGCUUCGCGAUCAUGAAGAAACAACACUUGUCUUCUUUCGUAGCUGUUCAAGGUACUUUAGUUCCAUGUGUUUUCAUGUGUUUUUCGACAAACUUUCAAACAAGCUCUUGUGGCUUUUUUGUUUGUUUUUGUCUUUUUCUUUCGAUGAAAUUGCAUUUCUAGUAUUCUAAGAAAUGAAUUAAAACAAUUUGCUUCGGGUGCCGUUCUAUCCUUCGCGAAAAAAUUCUCAGCCAGCUUCCAAUUUUUAAUUGACGCGUACACCGACCAUAUAUGGAGAGCAUGGUAUAAUAACUCAUAUACCAUAACGGCUAAGCCAAUCAAAAUGCUAGAAUUGCAUUAUCCAAUGAUUCAGUUUUUAAUAAUACUUAUAAACCCGCCAUGAGCCCGCGAUGAAGUCAGCUGAGGCUCGUCAGCGGAUAUCCUUUUUGACAACUGUCAAUUGACGAUAUCAGGAAUGUCCAUAAGGAUGUCCACUUUGAAGUUACAUUACAAGGUCAUUACAAGAAAACAACCAAUCAGGGUGCGCGUACUAUUGUAGCCAUAUAAUAAUUAUAAAUCUAAGUUAAUAAGUAAAAAUGCAGUUUAAUUAUUCAUAUUUGUUACGUAAUUGAUCACGUAAGUUGCUACAAAAAGGUAUGAAAAGGUUUUCCGUGUCUAUAAAUCACUUUCGUGAAAUUUACAUAUCCCAAUAUCCGCUCUUGAAGUAAUAGAUAGAUCCUCUCAAGCGUCAUAAAAUUCGCUCGAUGCGACUCCUUUAUCUUUUCCAAAGAACUUAUGAUCACUUUUAUAAUUGCGCUCUUGUAUGUUUCAUGAUGUAGGCAUUAUUUACCAGAUUAUUUGCGUGACUAUCACGAGUAUUGAUUGAAUUCAAACUUAUCACGGAAUCAAUACUGUUGAUUAGCCGCUUUGUUUCGUCAAAAAGAGAAAGAUUUUUCCUGUAAAAUGACUUUCGAGACAACCAAAGUUCCUCUAAGACGUCCGAACGUAACAGAUACAUGAUUUUAAGGCAGCUCAAACAGCUUUUAUUUGAGACACAUCUUACUUAUUUGAAAACAUUUGGUCGUUGAGUGCCCCUAUAUAUUAAUAAGGAUGUAUUUGUAACAGAUGCUAGGCUAGUUAUGUUUGGGUCUUUAAAUUCGUUGGUUUCAGUGUCAGAGUUUUGAUUCAGUGUUUCUGGGGAACGUAGUUGUUGGAGAAGAAAGAGUUAAACCUGAACCACUAUAGAAACAGAGAUGAAGGCUGACUACACCAGCACAGUAUUAUUGUCAGCGGCAAUCAAUAACUUAAUUAACUAUUUCUUUGUUUGUUUGCCUUUUUUACAUAGGAACUGCCUUGGGACGCGGCGUGUAUUUUGCCAGAGAUGCAUCCUACUCAGUUCCGUACGCAAGGGCUGGAACCGGCGGUCGCUUCAUGUACCUUGCUCGGGUCCUGGUCGGGCAGUAUUGUCAAGGCAACUCUAGUAUGAUCGUUCCUCCACCGAAGAACCCUUCGAGACCGGAGAUUUUGUACGAGUCUGUUGUUGAUAACCAAGGAAACCCGUCUGUCUUCGUUGUUUUCUACGACACUCAAUGCUACCCUGAAUAUCUCAUAACCUUUUGAUCAGUUUGCGUUACUUGAGCAACAGGCUAUUUCUUACUCACUUUAGAAAUAAGCAUGCAAUUUUUUGAGAAGAGUAGGGUGGUAAAGAGAAAUUCAGUAUUUCUUACGCUAACAAAGUGUAGAUAUCAGCUGCGAUAUGUGACAAAAUUGUCAGUCGUAGCCGUCGACAUAUUAAAGAACUGAUCAAAAGAUAGCCAUUCAUGCAUAGGGUGUGUAUAUAGCCGAGUUAUGAAUUCAGUUGUAGGAGGUUUGGGGCGCACGAAAAAAGCGUUCGUAAGUUGCUUAAGGCGUAAUUCUUGAGUGUUGUCUAAAUUUCCCAAAUUUAUCCAUAACCUGAGUAUACACAGCCAACGGCUCUUGACAGGCUGAAAGCAGGUCUGAAACAACUCCUUUAUGACAUAGCGGCAACAGAAUUAGAUUUGUGAUUGACCAAGAGAGAGUGAUUAUUCUCCAGUCUUGGAUUAGGGAGCUUUAGCCUCGACGACCAGGCCUGAUUGGCUGUAUUGUUAACAAUUAUAUAUUAUAAUUGCUUUAUUUUUCAUUCAAAAUAAUUCCUAGUUUUAAAAACAAACUAAAACACGGCUUACCUCCAUCGAUGUUAAGUUCAUGUUCAAUUAGCGAACAAUUCUUGCAAGGACCACUUGGACAAACAGCAGCGAGGGAAAGCCGGAUUUGUCGUAGAUCAGGAUCAGCAGUAUAAAACUGGUAAAAUUGAAGGCAAGGCUGAUCGGACAGCUAACGGUUACAAAUUUAUUUGCCCAAAAUUUCGACUAUAGGCAAAACUAGUCUUCGUCAGGGGCCAGAAAAUCUAGUUGAGAAUAGAAUAAACGGUUACAGUAUUUAAAAUAAUACAAACCUAAAAUUGCAAGAAUUGUUCUUCAUCUUCAGUUGCCUGUUUAUUGGCAAGUUUAGGAGGUCAAGGGCUGUUCAGUUCUGCAGAUAUUCACCAAAUAGCAGGUGUCGUCCGUAAAAUGUUCCGCCAUUUUGUACUCGCUACCAAAACCAUUUAACCUCGUCCCCAGGGCUUCUCGGUUAACAGUCCGGUUUUCUGGCAAUUUAUAUGCUGUAGAAUUGGCGUUUGGUUUUGAUUAAUUAUCUGUGGGAUUAUAGCCAAUCAGAAACAGAAAUAUUUGGAAUGAAUAAUCACUGAUCUAUGGUAUGUGAUAGAUGGGAAUACACGGAUAAACCUCUGAAAACAUAUUUUAUAUUAAUGUUUUUUUCCUUUCGGGUAAGAAAAAGAACUGUGAGUCAAUAAAUAGACUCAAAUUAUUUAAACGAACGUGUAAAUUCCUCAAUAAAGCACAGAUGGCAC